This is a messenger RNA of Eleginops maclovinus (Patagonian blennie), 2435 nucleotides long. RefSeq names its product Golgi reassembly-stacking protein 2-like. NCBI's taxonomy places the organism in Eukaryota, Metazoa, Chordata, Actinopteri, Perciformes, Eleginopidae. Gene Ontology annotation, molecular function: protein binding. The record is from RefSeq and is a predicted model, not a curated record. Gene Ontology annotation, biological process: Golgi organization. Gene Ontology annotation, cellular component: Golgi apparatus. Bases 103 to 1422 code for a protein of 439 amino acids. The transcript has 10 exons.
CAUUUGACGACGUGUACCCGGUGUGUACAAGUAUUCAGGCAUCUCACCUCUGCUGGGUUACAAGCAGCCAUUUAAACCUAAAAAGCCUUAAAAGAGCAUAACAUGGGAGGUGCGCAGAGUGUGGAGAUACCGGGAGGAGGCUCGGAGGGAUACCACGUCCUCAGGGUUCAAGAGAACUCGCCUGGACACCGUGCCGGACUGGAGCCUUUCUUUGACUUCAUUGUCUCCAUCAACGACACCAGACUGAACAAGGACAAUGAUACCUUGAAAGACCUGCUGAAAGCCAGUGUGGAGAAACCAGUUAAGAUGCUGGUUUACUCGUCCAAGACCCUGGAGCUGCGGGAGUCCACUGUCACCCCCAGCAACCUGUGGGGGGGGCAGGGCUUGCUUGGUGUCUCCAUUCGUUUCUGCAGCUUUGAGGGAGCUAAUGAAAAUGUUUGGCAUGUGCUGGAUGUCGAGCCUAACUCCCCGGCUGCCCUCGCCGGCUUGCGGCCACACACCGACUACAUCAUUGGAGCUGACACUGUUAUGAACGAGUCAGAGGACUUGUUCUCGCUGAUAGAAAGCCACGAGGGAAAAGGCCUGAAGCUCUACGUGUACAACACGGACACCGACAACUGCAGAGAAGUGAUCAUCACACCUAAUAGUGCCUGGGGAGGAGAGGGCAGCCUUGGAUGUGGGAUCGGCUAUGGAUACCUGCACAGGAUUCCAACACGGCCUUUUGAAGAGGGGAAGAAGAUCAGCUUCCCUGGAAACUCUCCCAGUGAGCCCCUCAGUCCACUGAAGGACGGAUUUACUGAGGUGCAGCUCUCAGCAGUCAGCCCCCCUCCUGCAGCCCCUUCUGCCCCCACAGGCCUUGGAGAUUCACUGUCUGGCCUGUCAAUCAGCACAGCCCCGCCCACCAUGCCCCGAGAGCUGCAGACAGGUUUGCCUACAGUGCCUCUGCUCCCCACCUCCACCAGCCCCGCCCUCAGCCCACUCCCUCCACUGAAUCCCGCCGCCACUGGCUUCAACCCCGUCACCGGCUUCAACCCCGCCACCACGCUACCAGGUCUGAUGUCCCUCCCGGCUGGCUUACCUCCGCUCCCCCACUUGCCCAACCUCAACCUGACGCUGCCAGACCUCAGUGCCAUGACACUAGCGGGCACCUUACCGCCAGUAGGAUCUACAGUCCCCUCUCUGGCCUCGCUCCCUCCCUUCAACCUCCCCGGCCUGGCCCCCUUACCCCCUCUCCCCACCAUGCUGCCCUCCACACUCCCUCCUCUCCUGCCCCAGGCGGUGCUCCCCCUCCUGCCCCCCCAUUCCACAGCCUCCGUCACAGUCACGGCCGAGCCGGCCGCCGACCCUGCAGUCCCCACGGAAUCAGCCUCCACGAACACCACGGAAUCACCGCCUCCGACGGAAACAACGCUAACCUCAUAACCUGGGGAAGCAAAAAUCCCGCUUGCCAGCAAACCAAAACACACACACCCGGUUUCUCUCUCUUCCUCCCCCCUCCGUCUGUCUUUCUCUGUAUUUUUCUAUUUAUUUGGCCAAGAGGGAUACACACAGGUCGGCACCCUCCGGGUAUGGGUGAGGAAGCAAUGAAGGAUGAUUGGAAUGAAGAAUGGAGGACGGCUGUGGACCCACAUGUCUUUAUGAGCAAAUCGUCACGGAGCUUGUCCACGUGCCGCAUGAUGAGGACUCUGCAGUUUGCUUAACACAUACAACAAGGACUUCCCCCUUUUCGGAUAUGGCAAGCCUCUCUGUUUCACUCUUGUUUUUUAUAUAUAAACAGUGUAUGUUAAUGGGGCUGGACGAUACAUUUACUGUAUUACUAUCUACAUCAUUAAUCCCUUAUAAAUUAACCUUUCAAACUGGACAAAUGUGGGUCUACCGGAGAAAUAACGCACUGCUGUAUUAAAACAGGUAAACAAUUAAUAUACAUUUUCCGGUCUCAUCAUCCAGCCCUGACUUGUAACCUUUUAUUAGUUCUAGGACCCCUGAACAAUAGAAAGAUUUGAUUGACAUGUAUACAUUUCUGUUGAAAUUGCUGAUCUGUCUCCACCCAAUGAAUGAAUCUGCAUUAUUUUGCACCACCUUGUGUUCUGAAAUGAUUAGUCUGUCCCUUUUUGUAUGUAUAUCCAGAACUCUAUAGUUUCUGUUUUGACCACACCGGGAGGUAACAGCUUGGAGGCCGUGCUAGAGGUGGGGAGACAGAUGUGUACACUUAUAAAGGAUGCUGCAUUAUUUGUGUGUUUGUUGGGUGAUUUGUACGGAGGGAGGGUGGAACAUGGGUGAGGUGUUUAUUUUGCAGUACGUCUCCUCCUGGCAUGGCCGAAGUGAAUGGGUAGGCAGUCGCAGUGAUGCAGUACAACCACAAGGUAUCCCUGUUCCAGCACUUACUGAAAACAUCCACACUGUACAGUGCGAGCAAUAAAGCCAAAUUCAUUUUA